Molecule: messenger RNA, 2634 nt
Organism: Trichomonas vaginalis G3
Lineage: Eukaryota; Parabasalia; Trichomonadida; Trichomonadidae
Exons: 1
Coding region: 1-2634 (877 amino acids)
Source: RefSeq, a predicted model, not a curated record
AUGUCUAGUAGCGCAAUAAAAAGUAUGGCAGACGAAAACCAAACUCCUAGAAUCGAAUAUAUUGUUAAAUGCGUUCGAAAUGAUGUACCAGACAGUGAAGAAAUACUUCAAGCUUUUCAAAAUCGAAAAGACUGUCAUCUUUUAUGCUUAAGCUACUUAAAUCCAUCAUUAUUUAUUGGAUGUUCGGCAUUUUUCGCAGAUAUACUUACAAAAUUCGUAACUAAAAAUUGGGAUCAAUUAGAUAUUCAAACACAGAAAUAUUUCAUUACCGCAACAGCUAUUGUAUUCAAGCUUGCAUAUCAAUACAUGGCAUUUAAUGACGAAAAUGCGAUUUCAAUACAUCAAUUAUUCGUUUCUAUAUUAAUUAGAUGUCUACCAAACAAAUAUCCAGCUGGUCUCAAUACUUUACUAUUCUUUGACAAAAAUAAUCGAAUGAGUUAUCAUCAUUCACUUCAUUCUUUAUAUUAUUUAUUCCAACAAGUAUUUGAAUCUCAGCAAACAAGUGAUGAUCAGAAGGAAGUUGUUAAAUCAUUCAUAACUCAAAAUCAAGAUAAAAUUAUUCAAAUUUUUAAUUUUGCUUACGACGAAGGCUUAGAUUGGCAAGCAAUCUCUUAUGCAUCGUCAUCAUUGCUUUUAAUGAAGGAUUACAUUAAGUCUACAGUCCUUAAAAAUUUAAUAAAAUUAAAUCAAACAAUAAACCGUUUCAUGAAGGUUGAAAACGAUAUAGAAAACCUUGGAUCAAUACUACUUUACAUAUCAGCUGUUAUUUCGAACUUUCCAAACAACGAAUCUUUGAAAAAUUAUUUUGAACAAUUUCUUGAUGUUAUACUUCACUACACUGAAAAUGAGAACCUAUAUUCAACAUACAGCAAGGAAGUAACUGAUUUCUUGAUUUGUUUUCUAGUAAAUCACUUUGAAAUUUUUAAUUUUCAAAAAAUGCCAGAUCUUGUUGACAAAUCAAUUAAAAUACUAGAAUGUCUAUGGGAUAGUGAUUUUAUCUCAUCUAUGAUCAGCUACUGUCGAUUUUGGAAGACAAUUCUUGAAAAAUAUAACCAAAUUUCAGAAAACAAGAAUUUAAUGGAAUAUUACAUUAACCAUCUACCAAAAUAUGUUGAAAAAGUACUUCCGGCCUUUCUUCCUUCAAGAGAAUUUCAAGCUGAAUUUCCUGAACAAAUUGAGCUUGAUAAGUACCUUAAAGAGUCAUUCAGGCUCAUAUUUAUUAGCAAAUCUGAUUGUUUGAUUAAUAUAAUUAAUGAAAAAUCAAAUGAAUUGAAAAUUGAAUUUGAUUUAUCAACUUUAAUUGCAUUAACUUCAACAAUUACUUCAAUUUCAGAACAUAUUAAGCAAAAUGAAGCUAAUUCUAAUGUUAUUUCAGAAGUAAACAACCUUUUCAAGGAAAUUAUUGAAAAAGUCAAGGAUGAUGAAGAAAAUUAUAUUGAUACGAUUUUGUUAUUUACUGAUUUCUUGAAAUCAUUCCCAAUUUUGUUUUCAAAUGAUGAAAAUGAUGUACAAAUACUAAUUGAUUCGUUUAGAGUUCAGAGUGAAGCUAUUUGCAAAGAAAUUGUCGAUUUAAUGUCAAUGGAAACUUCAGAAAAUUGUUUAGUUCCAAUGUUUCAGAAGGUUAAGUCAAAUUAUUAUGAAAUUUAUUCUCAAAUUACCAAUAAUGAGCAAAGAUCGAUGUCCUUAUCAUUACUUACUGACUACUUCAUUAAAAUUGAUGACAAAGAGUCUAUUUCAAGUGAAAUUUUGUUUAUGAUGUCAAAAGUUAGUGAAUCAAAGGUUGACAAUAUGGAAGAAUUGCUAAACAAUGCUUUAUGUCUUGAGUCAAUUAUGAUGAAUUCCUUUAAUUACUGUUUAGAAAACAAAAUUUUUGAUAAUCUUUCAACAACAGAAUUCUUAAGUAAAAUCUCGGAAUAUCUUGCUAGUGUUAGCACUAAUGAUGGUGAAAACAAAUCCAAAUGCCUUCAAUCAACUAUUAUCUCAAUUUUGUUAUUGUUUGUUAAGUCAGAAGUUAAUCUUGAUAAAAGUAUUAUUGAUCAUUGUAAGAAUAAGCAAAUAAUUUGUUCAGAUAAGAAACUUAUUCAAUAUGUUUGUGAUUUAUAUCAAAAGUCGGAUCAUUUUGGUAUUGAAAUUAUAGAAGAAAUUUUAGAACUAGUACUUCUUCAGGAUAUUCCGCAAAUUUUGAACGAAUCAAUUGUAAAUUUGUUGGAAAUAACAGUUAAAGAUAAAAAUGAAUCCGAAAUUCUAUCUAAGAAUGCUCAGAAAAUCUUAACUAAGCUCAGUUCAAUCAGAAAUUCGCAAAGUUUAGAUUUAUAUCUUUCAAUAAUCAAAGAAAUUGACUCAAAUCAUCUGGGUUUCGAAGAGUUAUUAGCUGAUAUGUUAUCUUAUAUUUAUAAAUUUUAUGAAAAUGAUCUGAUUCAGAAGCAAUGUGAAAUUGUAAGGAUUCUUCUCAUGAAAUGUCAAAAUGAUGAUAAAUCUGAGUUCCUUAGCUCUAUAUUGCAAAGUCUAUUUCAGGAUGAUAUUGGCCAUAAAAAUGAUAUUUCAAAUUUGAUUAAUUGUUUAAAUGAUAAGCAAGAAUUCUUCGUCAAAUUGUCAUCAUUCCUCAAGUGUAUGCCUAUAGUUGUAUCAAAUUAA